CCACCUGUGCCAGUUUUACCUUGUACUGGGGCCUUGUCCCGACUUCCUGACUACUGUUACGCUCCGCUGUUACUGGCUUGUUGACCGGUGCUAGGUUCAUUGUACUUGACAGGAAAUUAAGAAGGGACCUGCGGCGACCCUGACUUUUGGCGGGGUCGCCGGUUGCCCAGGAUGCAAGUCCGCGAAACGCGGGGUGGGGCAGCUAGCCAGGCCACGAGCAGCCACCGAGUAUGGCCCCCGCUACAAGACGAGCCGAUUCGGCUGUCGAUCUUCAAGCGGGCUCUUCGGGCGCGCAAGAAGGCGCUCGAGGUCGCUCAGCAGGAGGCACACGCAGCCGCGGCCGUCUCCUCCGCAGCCGCAGCGGCCGCGGCUGCUGAGGCUGCAGCUGCCAGCGCCCAGGCGGUAGUUGACGCUCAAGCAGCAGCCGUGGCUGUGGUAGCAGCCACUGCACGGGCCACGGCUGAGGGCCUUGCGGAGGGCCACAUCCAGCAGAAGUCAAACGAGGAGGCCGCUCGCGCCAAGGCACAAGCGAUAGCCAAGGCCCGCGCGGUGGCCAGAGAGGCACGCACGAAGGAGCGCAAGGAGCAGCGGCGACAGGCGCGGCAACAGCAGCGUCAGGCGGAUAAGCAGCGGCUGGCGGCAGACCGGGAUAGCAAGGUGGCGCGCAAGGCGGAGGUGGAGUCUCAUGAGGCCGAGACGCUGCGGAAAAUCGAGGAGGUCAAGGCGCGGCUGGAGGAGAUGGAGGGCGAGAAGCACCGCCUGGUGGUGCAGCUGCGGCAGGUUCUCCAAGCGGAGGGCCUAUCGCGGCGGCCCAGCAUCAUCACCACGGACAUGAGCGGCAUGCCCACGCCGCUGCCCACGCCGGGCCAGAUGAUGCACCCCAUGGGCCAGCACACCUUCAGCCCCGGCCCGGCGGGCCCAGGCGGCGGGCCGCAGCCACUGCAGCACACGGGCGGGCCAGCCGCGCGCACGGCGAACUUCGUGUCAGGCAGCCACGGCAUCGGCGGCGGCUUCGCGACGCACCCGCUGUACGCGAGUAGCUACGGCGCACCGCCGCCGCCGCCGCCGUCACACGGCGACAUCGACAUGCCCGCGCCGGGCAGCGGUUCGGGCUUCGGCGGUGCGCACGUGCACGCGUCGCCCUUCGGCAACGCGGGCGUCAUGGGCACCGGGGGCUACGGCGCUGCACCGGGCUCAGGGCCUACAUCCUCGGCUGGAGUCGGAGGGCCGGGCAGCACGGGCAGCCACCGCUGGGCGCGAGCCAGCCAGGAGGAUGAGGAUGAGGGCGAGAUCCGCGAGGACGGGGAGUACGGCAUGGCAGGGCCGGGACCAGGGUCCAUGGCUGGCCCAGGAGGCGCGCCAGGAGCCGGCAGUGUUGGUGGCGGCGGUGGCUUCGGACAUGGGGCAUUCGGUGCCGGUGGCGGCGCGUUUGGUGAGCCAGGGCGGCGUGGGCCGUUCUCUGGGGACGGGCGGCCAUCGCCGGUGGGGCCAGGGCAACACAUGGGCAUGGGUAUGCACGGGAUGGGCGGCGGGAGAGGCAUGGGAUUGGGUGCUGGCAUGGUCGGUCGUGGCGGUGGCGGCUCUAUAUGGCCAGUUACGUCGCCGAGCCCCACGUUUGGUGGUCAGCAUCACGGGGGGCCGCCGUCGCUCGGGCGGAGUAGCGGCGGCUACGGCGGUGUGGGUGGCGGCCUAGGCGGUGGCCCCGCAAGCCAAGGCCCUGGGAGGCUUUCGUCUGGUGCUUGGCGGGAAGAUGAAAUUGGCGGCAGCAGUGAAGGCGGUGGCGGUGGUGGCGGCAUGGGCGGCGGUGGCGGCGGCAUGGGCGGGUACGGGCGAGGGCGAGGCAGCUUCGGGCAGGGCCCUGGCGGGCCUCGGCGCAAUUGGUAGAACGCUCGCUUGCGGGCUCGAAAACAACUUCAUUCUUAGUAUACACGCUGUACGUUUAUCAAGGAUCUUAUGAAGGCGGACCAGACUGUGUAAAAUUCAAUAUUG
Chlamydomonas reinhardtii is the source of this 1989-nucleotide messenger RNA. RefSeq lists its product as uncharacterized. Lineage: Eukaryota; Viridiplantae; Chlorophyta; Chlorophyceae; Chlamydomonadales; Chlamydomonadaceae. The record is from RefSeq and is a predicted model, not a curated record. The coding region runs from base 172 to 1884 and encodes 570 amino acids. The transcript is spliced from 2 exons.